Gregarina niphandrodes is the source of this 1761-nucleotide messenger RNA. RefSeq lists its product as hypothetical. The coding region runs from base 1 to 1761 and encodes 586 amino acids. NCBI's taxonomy places the organism in Eukaryota, Apicomplexa, Conoidasida, Eugregarinorida, Gregarinidae. The transcript has a single exon. The record is from RefSeq and is a predicted model, not a curated record.
AUGGGAUCUGUGCCAUAUGGCGAGUGUGGGACCACGGAGGUCAUCACAGACAAUUCUCGUGUGUACACAAAUCUUUAUUCGCCAAUUGAUGGCGGUCAGGCUGUGGCAGUUACUUGUACAUGUCCGCUGAUAGAGGGCGGCAAGUGUCAGCCGGCCGCUUCAGUGCUGGACUCACUGAGUCCUGUUCACCAGAGCAGCCCUCGUCGAUUGCAAGGCGCGCUUGUGAAUAGUCGGGCAACGACUGGAAAAUCUGGAAGUACUCUCGUGUCCUUCUCAAGCAACAAACAGGUGUUCCGGUUUGACUUGAAAAAUGCUGAGGAUGGGAUUAUACCGUGGCCAGCUACCUGUGAUGUUCGAACAAAUAAUGGCACCGGCCAAAGACGAAUAAUUGACAACGGCUGUCCUCUGGACCAGGGCUUGCUCUUCGAAUACCACGCUGCUGAAACCCCGGGAACUACAAUAUUCUCGACGGCUCCUUUUGGAUCGAAAUACGAGCGAAGCUCUUUGAGCAUUACUUGUGCUCUGACCGAAGUACCUGAAACUAAGGUGACGGAAAUGUUAGCAACAUGUCCAGGAUACACGGCUCCGCGUCGUAGUUUGGCAGAGGCAUCGAAUUCGAAGACUGUGAAAAUGAAGACUGGGGAGCCGUUUUCCGGCAUGCUGUCUGCGGACAGCACUCACUUGAAGUUUGGGAAGACAUUGAGGGAAACGGCUAAGGAUAAGGAAGAAGUGGAAGUUCGGAGCAGGGUAAAGGUGUUGGAGAAGGCCGUCUCAUCUGGAGCCUUCGGCAAUUUUGAAGAAGCUAUUCGCCGAGCGGAGGAGUUCGACGAGUCGGUACGGAAGCCGGAGCAGAUCGGCGGGGGCACGAAUCGGUUGCCCCUGGAUCAGGUAUAUAAUCAGUACAUUCAUGGACCAGUUGCCGUCAACUGGGGUGCUCAGGGCUCUACUCGCGCGUGGGACGCUGGAGUGGUGGCGCCCAUAUUGUACAUGAAUGGUGGCCUGUCUCCGUCGAACCGGGGUGGAUACUACUCGGUGGGCGUACACGGGGACUUGCUGAAUACUCAGUGGGUCGAGGCAACCCAGACUGUGAAUGUCGGUUUCGCGAAGAAGCUGUAUGGUGUGAACGUGGACGUGUCGACUGGAGCUCCCGGCGCCGCUUAUGAAGUUCGAGCUCGCAAUGUGGACGUCAUUAGUGCGGCUGACUCUAUCGACCGGGCGUUUGGGCAACGCGUAGCGGUGCGCAACUUCGGGUUGUCGUACCGUAGGGACCUCAACGACAUCAUUGAUCCGGCUGACAGUGAUUUUGGAACGGAGAUCUACGUCCAGUAUCGUACCAUUAAUGUUGCCUUGGGCACGGAUGUCUUGGACACACGCUACUACAUCUCCAUCGGCAUGCUGGGAGUCAAUGUCGCGGCUACCCGUGACUUUGACUCGUAUGCAACGAACCUCCAAAUCAACUGGGGACGCGGUUGGCAGAUCUUUCUGGAGGGCGAUUUCCCCGACGAUGGAAACCUAAGGCUUGGUCAGGCAGUCGGGAUUGGCAAGCCCAAUCGAAUGUAUCUGGCGGUCGGAAGUGGAGUUGGGGAAACGGGAUUGCCGCUUGCUGCCGUCAACUGGCAAGGACCCCAUGCCCACAUUGGGCUGGGCUGGCUGGAGAAGGGAGGAGAGCGGGUUACGCAGUAUGCUGUCACUGUGGGACGACAUACUUACUUGUGGGAAAAUACGUUCCUCCCAGAUCUCAUUCGAAUUCCUCAGAUUUAA